GAUAUGUUCAUCUCCUUUAGCUACAAUGAGUAUGUGUGACCAUGUGUUCAAAUACUUUGUAAACUAAUUUUUAGGUUCUGAAAAAGAAAACGAGAAUGGGAAUGCAAAAGAAAUUUUUGAAACGAAAGCAGGAAAAUAUAGAAAUCAAUACUGACAAACAACAAAAUGCUAAAGCUUCACAAGAUUUGAAAAAUACUGAGGAUUCAGACAGUGAUGGUUUACUUGUAACUGAAUUAGAUAGUAACGAAGAUAGCACAGAUGAAGAAUUAGAAAAUGACGAUGAUAUACCUGAAUCUGAUGUAGAAAAAGAUCCAAUUGUUUUCACAUCAGAUGAAGAAGGUAGUGAAUUAGAAUUUGAGACUGAUUCGGAAGAUGAUGAUAGCAAGGAAAAUGAAGAAAAAGAGGAUGAGGACGAAGGUGAAGAAGAAGAAGAAGAAGAAGAAGAAAGCGAUAAUAACGAAGAGGAAAAGCAGAAAAAAAAUGAUGUUAAUAAAUAUAAAAAUAAAACUAAAAGCGAAAGUAAGGUUAAAAAAACUAAAAUAGAUUUAGACCUUAAACAGAAAAGUAAGAAGAAUAAGUACGUAAAUAAUUUUAAUGAAUUAAAGAAAGUAAAAGAGAAUUUAAAUUUUGGAGAAUCUUCAAAAUAUGAAAGAUGUAAUAAAAAACUAGAAAAGGAGAAUGAUACUGAUCCUCAGAAUAAUCAAGUAAACGUUUCAAAUGAAACAGAAUCAGCUAAGAACACUGAAUCGAAUGGUAAAAAUAAUGAUGACGAAUAUGAAUAUGACAGUUCAGAUGAAGAGGAUAUUCGUAAUACCGUGGGUAAUAUACCUAUGAAAUGGUAUGACGAAUAUGAUCACAUUGGUUAUAGCUGGGAAGGUAAAAAAAUAUUGAAACCUGAGAAAGGUGAUCAAUUGGAUAAUUUCUUAAAGCGUAUGGAGGAUCCAGAUUUUUGGAGAACAAUAAAAGAUCCUCAAACUGGACAAGAUGUUGUACUUAGCGAAACUGACAUACAGUUAAUUACUAGGAUACAAAAGCAAAAAAUUCCUGAUGUACAAUUCGAUGAAUACACUCCAUGGGUAGAAUGGUUUACUUCAGAAGUUAUGAAAACACCACUUCGUAAUUUUCCCGAACACAAACGUUCAUUCUUGCCUUCUAAACCAGAAGCCAAAAAAGUAUCAAAAUUGGUACAUGCAUUAAAAAUGGGCUGGAUGAAAUCCACAGCUGAAAUGGAAAAAGAGAAACAACAAAAGGGUAAAACACCAGACUUUUAUAUGCUAUGGCAAUCUGAUGAUCAAGCUGAAGAAAUGCGUAGGAUUCACAAACAUAUACCGGCACCUAAAAGACAUUUGCCUGGUCAUGCAGAGAGUUAUAAUCCUCCGCCAGAAUAUCUGUUCGAUAAGAAAGAACUUAAAGAAUGGAAUAAAUUAAAGGCAACUCCAUGGAAAAGGAAGUUACAUUUUAUUCCACAAAAAUAUACUUCUUUAAGAGAAGUACCUGCAUAUCCUAGAUAUAUCAAGGAAAGAUUCCGAAGAUGUCUAGAUUUGUAUUUGUGUCCUAGAGCAUUAAAAAUGAGAUUGACGAUAGAACCUGAAGCUUUGGUACCACAGUUACCUAGUCCAAAAGAUUUGCAACCAUUUCCAACCACAAUGUCUAUGGUCUUCAAAGGUCAUACAGAUAUGAUUCGAAGUAUUACAGUGGAUCCAAUUGGACAGUACAUUGCAUCCGGUGGAGAUGACAUGACGUUGAAAAUUUGGGAAAUAGCUACAGGCAGAUGUACAAAAACCGUGCCUUGCAAUGGUGUAAUUAGAAGUGUCGCUUGGUGUCCUAAUCAAGCAAUGUCUCUCAUAGCUGUUGCAGCGGAUAAAAAAGUUCUCUUAAUAAAUCCAGGAGUUGGUGAUCAUCUUAUUACUACUAAAACAGAUCAAUUAUUAGAAAUAAUACCACAAAGUGAUGUUAUAGUUAGCGAAAGGGUAAGAUCAGCUGUACAAUGGGAACAACAGGCAGAGGGUGAAUCGUGGAAUAAAGGAAUUAGAAUAAUAUUAAAUCAUUUUAAAACCGUAAAGCAAGUAACAUGGCAUGGUAAAGGUGAUUACUUUGCCGUAGUUAUGCCUGAUGGACAAAAUAGAUCUGUUUUAAUAAAUCAAUUAUCAAAAAGAAGAUCCCAAUUACCAUUCACUAGAUCAAAAGGUUUAAUACAAUGUGUAUUGUUCCACCCAAUAAGACCUUUUCUGUUUGUUGCGACUCAGAGAAAUGUUAGAAUAUAUGAUUUAGUGAAACAAGAAAUGGUGAAAAAACUAUUGUCAAACUCACAAUGGAUAUCAACAAUGGCAAUACAUCCUGGCGGUGACAAUAUUUUGGUUGGCACCUAUGAUCGUAAAAUGUUAUGGUUCGAUUUGGAUUUAAGUACGAAGCCAUAUCAAACGUUACGUUUACAUGGUACAGGCGUACGUGGUGUAACUUUCCAUAAACGUUAUCCACUUUUUGCUUCUGGUGCCGAUGAUAGGAGCCUCAUUGUUUCACAUGGAAUGGUGUACAAUGAUUUAUUACAAAAUCCUUUAAUAGUACCAUUGAAAAGAUUAUGUAAUCAUGAAUCAUAUAAUGAUUUUGGAAUUUUGGACGUCAUGUUUCACCCUACUCAACCGUGGGUCUUUUCUGCAGGAGCUGAUUCAACGAUACGAAUGUAUACAUAAUACAUUUAUUAUUUGUUAAUUAUUUUGAUAUAGAAACAAAGAAUGUUGGAAUAUCAUUCUGUGGCAGAAUUGCAAUAAUGUACAUUAUUGCGUCUAAAGUAUUAUAUAUUUUCCAUAUAUAAUAAAUUAUAAUGAAUGAAAUGUAAAAAACGAAA
Vespa crabro (European hornet) is the source of this 2845-nucleotide messenger RNA. Its product is annotated as ribosome biogenesis protein BOP1 homolog. The transcript has 9 exons. Bases 96 to 2690 code for a protein of 864 amino acids. Gene Ontology annotation, cellular component: preribosome, large subunit precursor; PeBoW complex. Gene Ontology annotation, molecular function: protein binding; ribonucleoprotein complex binding. The record is from RefSeq and is a predicted model, not a curated record. Lineage: Eukaryota; Metazoa; Arthropoda; Insecta; Hymenoptera; Vespidae. Gene Ontology annotation, biological process: maturation of LSU-rRNA from tricistronic rRNA transcript (SSU-rRNA, 5.8S rRNA, LSU-rRNA); ribosome biogenesis.